Molecule: messenger RNA, 885 nt
Organism: Papaver somniferum (opium poppy)
Lineage: Eukaryota; Viridiplantae; Streptophyta; Magnoliopsida; Ranunculales; Papaveraceae
Product: glutathione S-transferase T3-like
Exons: 2
Coding region: 1-885 (294 amino acids)
Source: RefSeq, a predicted model, not a curated record
AUGGCACACUUUCAAACAAAAGAGGAUGAUGCACUAAUUCUCUCUUGGAUUAUAGCAAGUAACGAUCCGAUUAGAGGAAAAGAUCAAAAAGGUUCACAACUUUGGAAGAGAAUUAUGCAAGAGUUCGUUAAAAGAUGGCCGCAAGGUAAGGAUAGGGAUAAAAAGUCAUUGCAAUCAAGGUGUAACACGUUGAGAGGCGAAGUGAGGAAAUAUGUUUCAUUAAUAAGACCUUACUUCCGCAAUAAACCUUCGGGAUUGAAUGAACAAGAUUAUUACCGCAUUGGAACACAAAAUUAUGAAGCAGCACGGGGUAAACGUUGGAUACAUGAAUCGGUUUUCCAGCUCUUGAAGACAUAUCAACCAGAUUACAAUCCAGAGAUGAAUAAUGAUGUUGGACCUAGUCAAGCAACUCAACCUAGUCAAGCAACUAAACCUAGUACUUCCGCUCCAGUAACUAUAGAUGAAGAUUUGGAGGAUAUGGCAAGAUUUGGUAGCUCAUCCACCCAAGGUUCUGAUACCUCAGACAUAUCACGUAGAAGACGCUAUUUCGAACAAACAGAUGAUGUUAGAAGUUCAGGAAGAGAUAAGGCAAAGAAAAAGGCUCGUGAGACUAAAGCAUCGGAGAGAGCAUAUGAUAAAAUGCAUAAGAUCAUACAACUUCUUGAAAGUGCACAAGCACAAAGGGUGGCAAAGUAUGAAACCGAAGAAGAGUUCCUUAAUAAAAAUAUGGAAAAAACUACAAUCUUGGCACAAACCCAACAAAGAGAAUCAGACUUGAAGAUCCUACGCCAAAAUUUGAAUGAAGUACAAGAAUGGGAGAUACCCCUUUACAAGAAAUGGAGGAACGAGAUUUUGGUUCGUAAUGGCUUAGAACCAAUCCCCUAA